UCGAUUAGCAACAGGCGGGGAAUAGGAAAAUCCAAGCCAUGCGUGGCUAUGUCCUUCGAUAUUUGUCCGUUUUAGAUGUCUAAAAGGGAUACUUGACUUGGGCAUGCAGUUAUAAACAACUGGAUUCCAGAGACGUCUUUAAUUCAUGUUGUAUCUCAAAACAAUAUUAUUUUAAACUAAAAUACUGCGGCUCCGGCCCACACGCGCGCAUUUCUGCGAAGCUAGCUAGCUAGCAGGAUAGUGGCGAUGCUGUGUUGCGAGCAGCUAUUCUGCUGAUGUACAAAGAGUUUGGCUUGAAAGUGUUUCAUGCUUAAAGUGCAAUGUCUGGAUUUAACUUCGGGACGGGAACACUCGGUUCCACCAGCGCUGGCGGAGGAUUUGCAUUUGGAGCAGCAACCAGUGCACCUGCGGCCAGUACUGGUGGCUUCUCGUUUGGUAAUGCAUUGGCUGCCACCCCUGCCUCUACCACCACCACCACCACUACCAGUCUCUUUGGUCAGAAACCUUCUGGAGGGUUUUCAUUCAACACGCCUGCCCCAGGUGCUGCAGCCGCUCCGACUGCUGGACUAACUUUAGGGGCCCCAGCUUCUACAACAGCCUCACCUGGCUUCAGCAUUGCCUUCAACAAACCCACUGGCUCAGCUGCCCCGUUCUCCCUCACCGCUGCUACCACCAGCUCUGCGUCUGUCCCCACUGGGACAGGUUUAACAUUCGGCUCUGUCCUGACGUCGACGGCGCCACAGCAGCCCACGGCGACAGGCUUCACACUCGGCCUCAGCGGCACGACAACCACGGCAGCUGUCCCAACGGUUCCUUCACUGGGCACGGGUCUCUUUUCCAGUACCGUGGCUACAGGUUUGGGUCAAUCCACUCUUGGAGGAGGAGGGUUAACAUUAGGUUCUUUAUUAAGCACUUCAACAGCAGCAACGGCAGCCCCUACUCCCAGUAUUGGCUUGGGUGGGGUUGACUUCAGUACGUCCUCUGAGAACAAGAGUGAUGCCUCAUCUGGAGCCAAUGCACAGGACAGUAAAGCUUUAAAGGAUGAAAACCUGCCUCCAGUUAUUUGUCAAGAUGUUGAGAAUUUCCAAAAGUUUGUCAAAGAGCAGAAACAGGUUCAGGAAGACAUCAGCAGGAUGUCAUCCAAGGCAAUAUCCAAAGUCCAGGAUGACAUCAAGACCCUCAAGCAACUUCUCUCCGUCAGUGCUAGCGGUCUGCAGCGUCAGGCUCUGGCCAUUGACAAGCUAAAGCUGGAGACUGCACAGGAGCUGAAAAAUGCUGACAUAGCACUGCGUACACAAAAGACUCCCCCUGGACUUCAGCAUGAAAACACUGCUCCAUCAGAUUAUUUCCGCUGCCUGGUAGAGCAGUUUGAGGUGCAACUGCAGCAGUACCGACAGCAGAUUGAAGAGCUGGAGAACCACCUAACCACACAGAGUAGUGGCUCUCACAUCACCCCUCAAGACCUGACCAUGGCCAUGCAGAAGUUGUACCAGACGUUUGUUGCCCAGGCUGCUCAACUCCAGUCUGUCCAUGAGAAUGUAAAGAUCUUGAAGCACCAGUACCUCUCCUACCGCCGGGCCUUUUUGGAGGACUCGACCGACGUUUUUGAGUCCAAACGGGAGUCGAACAGGAAGUGGCAGAGCACGCCGCGCGUGACAACUGGUCCGGCACCAUUCUCAAGUGUGCCAAAUGCUGCAGCGGUUGCCAUGGCAGCCACACUGACCCAGCAACAGCAGCCAACUCCAGGGAACCAGGCACCCUUGGGAGGAGGGUUUGGCAACCCCUUUGCCACAGCAGUGGGCACUAGUUUGGGCUCGACCACUUUGGGAGGUUUUGGCGCAAGGCCAGGAUUUGGUGGGGUGGGGACUGGGGGUACUUCUUUUGCCUUCGCCUCCACCACUAAGCCCACAGGAGGCAGUCUGAGUGCAGGUUUUGGAGGAAGCAACACCUCUGGCUUUAACUUCAGCAACCCUGGCAUUAACCCCUCGGCCGGACUUACCUUUGGGGUAUCCAACCCGCCUGCUGCCGGCUUUGGCACCGGGGCGCCCCUGCUGCAGCUCAAGAAGCCCCCUGCCGGUAAUAAACGGGGCAAAAGAUAGAAUCAAGACCAGACCCAAAGAAGCUUCAAGUUCGGGUGUUGUAGCUUUCUUUUUUUAAUUUUUUUUUUUUUUUUUUUUUUUAAGCCUGCUUUCCCAAAAGCAUGCAAUCACUGGACAAACUUUAGGGAUGCUGGUCUGGGAUUUCCUAUCCAUUAUUGUUCACUGCCUUCCAUUCCAUUUGAUUAUAACGUACUUGGUCUUUGGUCUAUUAGGUUGAUACCAAAAUGUGCCACACAUAUGGAAUCAUCGUAAGAGGAGAAUAACUACAUAAUUAUUUAUAUAAAGAUGCAUCUAUAAUCAAGGACCAAAACCAUUUUAGACAUUGACUUUGAGAAAGUGUUCCAUAUGAGAACAUGCACCUCAUUGCUUUUGGUAAGGUCAGCUCUGGCUGACUGACCCUGGCAAAUUCUUGUGAAGCAUAGAUGUCUUCGCCCCGAGUUCCGUCCAGAAAAUUGAGUUAGGGUUUAUAGAAACAGUCCUACUAGUUGGCCAUUUAAGAGUCCGGCUAGGCAUACUUUUAUUUUUAUAACAGAAGGUAAGAGGUAAAGGGUGAAAAGCAUCAUGAUAGUGAGUCUUGAUAACUUGUUUUUGGUUUUUUUGCUUAGACGUACCAAUUUAUAAUUUCAGUUAAGUGGUUGGCUGUGUAUCUCAAGAUAAUUCAAAUCUUUUAGAUCCACUGUACCAAGAAGUCAUGCUAAACGUUUGUCCCAAGACUGCUAAUGUGCAUGCGUACAAUUGAGCUUUUUCUGUUGGUCUCUUUUUUUUCAUAAUUUUUUUUGUUUAAUUUUUUUUGUCAGUCAACAAUUACUGGUUGUUGUACUUUUAUUUUCUAAUCACGAUCUGUACAACUAUUUUCAAAAAGUUGUUUGAUAAUAAACUUUCGUAUAUGAUGCUUAGCCUGUUUAUGGCAUCACUUCAAUAAAUGUUUGCUAGAA
Messenger RNA from Phycodurus eques (leafy seadragon), 3034 nucleotides. It is a transcript of the gene nup58, whose product is annotated as nucleoporin 58. Bases 321 to 2099 code for a protein of 592 amino acids. Lineage: Eukaryota; Metazoa; Chordata; Actinopteri; Syngnathiformes; Syngnathidae. Gene Ontology annotation, biological process: nucleocytoplasmic transport. Gene Ontology annotation, molecular function: structural constituent of nuclear pore. The transcript is spliced from 14 exons. Gene Ontology annotation, cellular component: nuclear pore. The record is from RefSeq and is a predicted model, not a curated record.